GAAUAGUCAUGGGUUAAAUGUGUAGCUGCCUAAACAAUGGAUCUACAGAUAACCUGGUUAACAUUGUUCUUUACUCUGACUGUGCAAGUGAAUUGCAAUUCUCAUCUGUCAAAACAAGAUCUGGAGCUGAAGGGAAAGGCAUUCCCAAUGUGUUUCACAAGAAAGUUUUCUGACUUCACCUGCUUCUGGGAGGCACCUGUAGGACAAUCCUAUGACUUCCUUUAUCAAACAGAUGAGGAUGAAGAGAGAAGAUGUAACAUAAGUCAGCGGCAGACUGCAGAAGGAAAACUCUUCCAUGUCUGCUUCUUCCCAUCCAAUGUUGUUUUUAUGUUCUCCUCCAUAAACAUCAAAAUGGUUGAUAAAGACACCAACACAACUGUCUAUAACGACAUGCUUUAUGUAGAGGACAACUGCCUGUUAUAUCCCCCAUCAAAUAUAUCUGUUCACCAUACUGGAAAGGCAGGGGAAAUUCUGGUUAAGUGGCCAGCACCAACAGAAAUCAUUUUUAAAAAAUUGGUUCUGUAUGAGCUACAUUACACCUCGAAUGCAUUACAGGAUACAGUUAAACUGAAAAAAGGUUCCAAAUGUGAGCACACGCUGACCUCCCUGGUCCCAGGACAGCUAUGCACAGUACAGAUAAGGGUUAAAUUCACUUUAGCUGAUACUAGUGGCCACUGGAGUCACUGGUCACAUCCAGUUACAGUCAUGGUACCUCAGACAGCAGCUGACAUUGAGUUAAAGUGCCACACUUCUGAUCUACACCGAAUCCGUUGUCAGUGGAACGAGGAGCGAUAUGGUCAAGCAAACCUUCAUUACCAACAAACUAUCAGGAAUAUUUGGGGGAGUUGGAAGACCUGUGAGAAGAGUAUUGCCUCUGCAAGUCAAUGUGUUCUCUACGGAGAGAAAUGCACCAUGUUUCAAGUUUACCUUAAUGCUACAUUCGGGCUCUUUAACCGAACCUUUUACAUGGACGUGUUCAGCAUGAACAAUAGCAUCAAAACAGAGCCUCCAGGAGAGCUGAAAGAGGAGAUCAUCGACGAAAGGCUUUGUCUGAGAUGGCUUUCUCCUCUUCCACAAAUAUCUGAGCAUUUACUGUAUCAGAUUCGCUACCAGACACAAAGAGAGAACAAGUGGAAGAUUUUUACAAUGCAAAAUCCUAAUACCAGCACCUGUCUGGAUGUACAAGCCAGUGGCUACUACACCAUUCAAAUUAAAGCUAUCCCCAAUGGAUUAUUGUACAGAGGGCAGUGGAGUGAUUGGUCUAAACCUCUCACACAACAAUUUAUUCCACAAACAGGGUUGCUGUUUCUUGCCUGUGGACUAUUUGGCUUUCUCAUUUCUGUUGUAUUGUUCUUCUCCUUCUCCAGAACGUUCAAGCGGCUUCUGUGGCCACCUGUCCCAAAUCUGAAAAAUGUUCUGGAAAAUAUCCUGAAAGAUAUUGAUGGAGAACACUGGGAGCCCAACAUCAAGCUGUGUGAUGAUGAGGCCCCUGCUUCUGUGGUGGAGAUCAUGUCUGAUAAGGAGGCUCAAGUCAUGAAGAAAAUUUCCUGGAUAUCAAACUACUCAGAUUUCCCACACUUCCAGUUGGCUGUGGAUAACAAGGAAGAGCAGGGCCUGGAGAUGAGCCAAGAGUACGUCAUCUUAAAAUCCAGCCCCGUCUACGACAUCUCAAACCUGAACGGGAACGAUUAUGUUUAUGGACUGAAUGCUUCAUUGGAUCAGCUUGAGGAAAAAGUCUGCUGUUAUUCUUCUCUUUGUUCGGACACUUUUUCAGUCUCCUCCACCAACAUCCUAAACCAUUCUUAUUUAGCUGAGAUUGAGAGUCUCCGAACCAUAACAGGCAAUUACACCAAUAUUGAAAAGGUAGCAACGGCUAAGGACAAGUGAAAAGGGCAGGGCCGGGCAGAUUCAUCUUCCGGUAGGCAUAGUGUAGGAAAAUCUUUUGGGGUUUAAUUUGCAUGCUGUCAGUUUUGAAAGCAUUAAAGUAAAAUGGAAAUCUCUGUGUAUCUCUGAGAGUAGUACAAAUAUGCAAUUUCUCUGCUUAAAACUAGAGGCUGUGCAGUAUCUCUGAAUACAUUAUACUGAAAGCAUAAGGCAUGCCAGAUAGAGGAAAAAAAAACCUGCAAAACUUUAAAAUGAGCCAGCAGUAAGUGUUAUUUCUGUUGAACCACUUGUGGUAAAAACCAACUGAUUUUCCAAAGUCAUCACUUUGAAAUUUUUUUACCACAAGUUAAAAAAAAGUGCCAGACUUUUCAGACUCAAAUACAUAUCGAUAAAAAAAAAAACAAAACUCCUCACUGAAGCAAAUGAUUAUCACAAUUUUCAGUUUCGUGUGUGUAUAUAUAUAUUUUUAUUAGAGGAGAAAUAGAGUUCACCGUGUUGUAAACUAUUACAUUUAUUCAGUGUGCAAUCACAAAUAGUUGUUUAUAUUAUAUUAACAGUAUGUUACAGGAUAGCAAAAUAUGUUGCAGAUGUAUUAUGUAAUAAAUAUUUAGCAAUCUAUUGUACGUCAUUUUAAUUUAGAUGAAUUUCUGCAUUAUUUUCUCAAUCUAUUUUUUUUUUUAAAUAAAAAUUCUUCAUUUUACUGAAAAUU
This is a messenger RNA of Tachysurus vachellii, 2593 nucleotides long. It is a transcript of the gene mpl, whose product is annotated as MPL proto-oncogene, thrombopoietin receptor. Lineage: Eukaryota; Metazoa; Chordata; Actinopteri; Siluriformes; Bagridae. The transcript is spliced from 12 exons. The record is from RefSeq and is a predicted model, not a curated record. Gene Ontology annotation, biological process: positive regulation of cell population proliferation; cytokine-mediated signaling pathway; hemopoiesis. Bases 37 to 1887 code for a protein of 616 amino acids. Gene Ontology annotation, molecular function: cytokine receptor activity; protein binding. Gene Ontology annotation, cellular component: external side of plasma membrane; membrane.